GUGAAACUUGUUUUGCUUAUUUGGUUUUAGACUUUCGUUUUUGGGGCUCGUAGUUAAAGUCAGACAUCUUGUGUUUUGAGUUUCUCAGUUACUGGCUGAAGUUCCUCACUUACCUCUGACUAGUGUGUGUAAAUCAGUAGCUUCUGAGUUGUGACGGUGGAUUUGAUCGUAUUGCAGGUAAAGUUGCUGUUAUUUCCGGACUGAAAAUGAGCGACAGUACAGAAGAGGACCGGGUUACUCUGGGAAUGGAGUCCUCCUGCUUCUCUCAGGUUGUUUUUAUGGAUGUUCCUCACUCGUAUCCACCGAACACUUCAGUGAAGUGCAGCUAUUCUGUGACCGGAGGGCUGAACCCCAGCUCCAGGGACUGGAUCGGCCUAUUUAAGGUUGGCUGGAGUUCAACUCAGAACUACCACAACUACGUAUGGGUGGAGCUUCCUGUGAACCAUGAUGGGACUGAGCCCCUCAAACUACAGGUUGCCUUUGAUGAAUACUACCUUCCUAAGGAUGAUGGGGAGUUCUAUCAGUUCUGCUACGUGGACAGCAGUGGUCAGGUCAGAGGAGCCAGCACACCGUUCUGCUUCCAAAAUCCAGCAGAAUCAAGCUUAGACUGCAGCCUGGAGAAAGACCUUUUGGUCAUCACAACACAGGAACAAGCAGAGCAGAUGGAGAACGAGAAAAAGGAUUUAUUGACUCAGAUGGAACAAGUGAAGGAAGAAAAUCUGAUUUUGAAAAACGAGCUGGAGGAAAGGUUGCGUGAAAUUCUCCGUCUCAGGAUGCACAUUGAUAAGCUGAAGUCAGACGGUACAUCUGGAACCUUAGCACCAAAAGAGCAGAAGCCUGAGUGUGUUGAACAGGUCACCCAAGAGCAGCAGCUUCUCUCCCACACUGUGGCAGAAAACGAAACCAAACAGGAACAGGAGUCACUGACCAUUUCCCAAGACAAGUAUGAUAAAGCAGUGCAGAAGAUCUUGAUGCUGAAGGAGGAGAAAGUUCUGCUAAAGGAACAGGUCGAAGCCCAGCAGGCUGAGAUUUCACAGUUAAGGCCCAAGGUGAAAGAAUACGAACAGGAUUUUAACAGACUGCAGGAUCAUGUCCAGCUGCUGCAGGUUGACGUACAAAGUAGCCGGAAAGAGAAUGAAAGGUUGCAUGCGGAAAUCUUGGAGCUGAUGGAAAUGAAGAGGGAGGUGGAGGGACUGCGGGACAAGAACAAGUCUUUACUUGCAAGAUUAUCAGAACAGGGACCUUCUGAUGGGGACCAAAGUAAUACAAAGGUGCAGAUUCAGACUGUCCUGGAGCAGCUGACCGAAGCCAGAGGGACGCUGCGCAAAGAGAUUGCGAACAGCAACGAGGCAAACAAACGUGCCGAUAAAGCUGAGCUGGAGCUGAGACAGCUGAAGGAGCAACUUGAACAAAUGACGGUGGCUAAGGAGAGGAAGGUGGACAGGAGCCAGACUGAGAAACAGCUUGAGGAAGCGCAGAGCAGAAUCGAUGAACAGGCAACCAUGGCCAAAAUUGCACGAUUAGAAAAGGAAAAACUUGCUGAAGAAAAUGAGGAACUCAAAGCAGAAGUAAUGAAAUUACAAACGCAAUUAUAUGAACUUCAGCUCGCAUCAGUAGCUGCGGUCUCUCAGCAGCAACCCAGCCCUCUCAGUCCAUCUUUUACUGACCCAUUCAACUCACUGCAGCAACCCCAGUCAGCCUCACAUUACUAUGAGAACAUCCCUGGGCUUUCUGGAAAUCCCACUGACAAGAUGGUGUGCCGUCAUUGCCAGGAGAGUUUUCCUGAUAUCAGUGAAGAUGAACUGGCAAUGCACGAGCAAUCUCACAAGGUUUGUCCUUUCUGUACUUUGAUCUGUGAUGAUUUGGGACAGCAGGAGUUUGAAGAUCACGUCUACGGCCACGAGUAAUAGUCACGGGGAGAAACCAUCAAGGCCCAUCUAUGGAAAAUAAUAUGAAUAAUUGAACAUGAAUAAUUGUGUAAAUUGGUGCAAAUGUCUAGAUAUUCCUACCUACUUAAAUACUUUACUAUAUUUAUUUCUUCCAUUUUUAAAAAAUUAGAAGCACUGACAUGCUGCGUGUCGAAUGCAGCUAUAGCUCUAGAUGUUCUCAAUACUGUGGUGGUUUUCAAGUUGCUAUAAUAAUAUGUAGAGCAAUAAAAAUAAACUUUUUAAUGUGCAUGAACCUCA
Molecule: messenger RNA, 2186 nt
Organism: Pygocentrus nattereri (red-bellied piranha)
Lineage: Eukaryota; Metazoa; Chordata; Actinopteri; Characiformes; Serrasalmidae
Gene: calcoco2
Product: calcium binding and coiled-coil domain 2
Exons: 13
Coding region: 207-1907 (566 amino acids)
Source: RefSeq, a predicted model, not a curated record